AUGAAGCUCUGCACCGGCCCCGUCCUGCUCCUGACCGUGCUGUUUGCUGUCCAGCACGCAGCAGUCGCCGACGAUUGUCUCGACAGUCCCCCGCCGGGCCGCGAUUGGUGGACUUUUCGGGCAGGUCGCCUCGGAAGCUUCGAGGUUUGGAGUCUCGGAAACGGCAGAUACCAAUUCGAAUUCGAACCAAACGACGGACAGCCUGCCGACUCGACCUGGACUCUCGAACAGAAACUCGGCCCGAACGAUAUGGAGACCAUCAUCCGGCCGACCCACGCCACCAGCUGCGCCAAUGUGGACUCUGAAGCUUAUUCAGACGCUACCAACGCUCUCAAUGCCUUCGUCCUCGCGCAGUAUGACCGCCUGCAGAACUACUACAUCAGCUACAAUGGACAACUCGGCCAGCUUGGCCUGUACAACUACUGA
This is a messenger RNA of Pseudozyma flocculosa PF-1, 426 nucleotides long. RefSeq lists its product as uncharacterized. NCBI's taxonomy places the organism in Eukaryota, Fungi, Basidiomycota, Ustilaginomycetes, Ustilaginales, Ustilaginaceae. The record is from RefSeq and is a predicted model, not a curated record. The transcript is spliced from 2 exons. Bases 1 to 426 code for a protein of 141 amino acids.